Tigriopus californicus is the source of this 2195-nucleotide messenger RNA. RefSeq names its product major facilitator superfamily domain-containing protein 10-like (gene rtet). The transcript has 2 exons. The record is from RefSeq and is a predicted model, not a curated record. Gene Ontology annotation, biological process: transmembrane transport. NCBI's taxonomy places the organism in Eukaryota, Metazoa, Arthropoda, Copepoda, Harpacticoida, Harpacticidae. Gene Ontology annotation, cellular component: brush border membrane. Gene Ontology annotation, molecular function: transmembrane transporter activity. Bases 519 to 1904 code for a protein of 461 amino acids.
AUCACGCACAUUUGUUUGGGAUAGCUUUUUGACCAGUUCUAAUGUGCAUUCAAAUUCAUCUUUGCUCUUCCUUGUGAAUAAGUUAUUAUUUCGUAUUGUUGUUGUAGCUCUGAAGUUUUGAGACUGGAAAGAAGGAUAAUCGAUAUCGAGUUAUGAUGACGUACCAUGAACUCAACACUUGUAGUAAAUUUUAGAGCUCGGAUUGGCAAAUCGUGUUUUAUAUGUAGCCAUUGAUGCGUUUACAAAGCACAAAGUCACUGAUACAUCUGCCCAGCAUCGUCCGAAGAGUCAUGAACACCUCUCUCCCACUUAUUUUCAAAUUCUUGAAUCAUCGUCGAAUCGGCUUGCUUGCCUUGAUGACGAAUCGUAACUUGAACCGGUCUGAAUCACUUUCAUGAUUCAGACAGAUAACACCUGUAAUGACAAAGACCUGAUUGUCCAAUCUCUUGGUUAUGCAGGCCCAUUGCAUGAUGAUGUAGUGGAUCGUGCCUGGAACAAACAUCAACAGUAUCCUCGUCAUGACUGUGUUGAGAUCUGGAACCGUUUUGGAUGACCCGGAGGGCACCAUCUACCCGGAGGGCGGUGACAAGGCCAAGGACAAGGGCACCUCUCGUAUGACCAUCGUCAUCUUCGUGGGUCUUCUCAUCGACCUUUUGGCUUUCACUCUCAUCCUCCCGCUAUUCCCGGCCUUGCUCGAUUUCUACCGUCGCAACGACAAGGAUGGUUUGUACCCGUUCUUAGAGAGGCAGGUCCAGUUCUUCCAAAGGUUGCUGGGUGCUCCUGAGCAAUUCAAUACGGUGCUCUUCGGCGGAUUCAUCGGAUCACUGUUCUCUUUGCUUCAAUUCCUGGCCUCGCCCAUCAUUGGAGGGAUGAGUGAUCUUUACGGACGACGACCGCUGUUACUCAUCAGCACAGCGGGGAUCGCUCUGUCUUACGGAAUAUGGGCCAUGGCGGGAUCGUUUUCCAUAUUCGUCUUGGCUCGGAUCAUCGGUGGAUUAUCCAAAGGCAACGUGAGUUUAGCCACUGCCAUCGUGACUGAUGAAUCCACGCCGAAAACCCGAGGACGUGGGAUGGCCCUAAUUGGGAUUGCCUUUUCAGUGGGCUUCAUCCUCGGACCCAUCAUUGGAGCUUUUUUCUCCAUUUGGGCCAAGGAACGAACCGGAGCUUGGUAUGUCUAUCCGGCCCUGUGUGCCCUGACCCUGAGUGUUUUUGACUUGAUAUUCCUGUACGUGAAAUUUGAGGAGACGCUCCCCGAGAAACAAAGGCUCAAGAACUUUAACCAAGCCAUCGCUCAAGCAUUCAUGUACAUCAACCCGUUGUCCCUCUUCAAGUUCGCCUCGUUGAAGAAUUUGCCCAAAAAGGAGCACGAAUCACUCCAAACCUUGGGUCUAGUCUACUUCCUCUACCUUUUUCUGUACUCGGGCCUGGAAUUUACGCUCACUUUCCUCACGCACAUCCGAUUCAAAUUCAACUCCAUGGAUCAGGGCAAAAUGUUCCUGUUCAUUGGACUACUGAUGGCUGUUAUCCAGGGUGGAUACGUUCGCCGAAUUCCCCAAGGGAAGGAGAAACAAAUGGUGCUUUAUGGCCUUCUACUUAUCAUUCCGUCCUUUGCCAUUGUCGGGUUUGCCUACAAUAUUUUCACCCUUUACGUGGGAUUGGCUUUGUAUGCCCUUUCCACUUCGGUUUGUGUGCCUUGUAUGACCACCUUGGUGUCAUCCUAUGGCGAUGCGAAUCAGAAAGGCAUCGUUAUGGGGGUCUAUCGAUCCCUGGGGGCCCUGGGCAGAGCCUUGGGGCCUAUGGUCUCGUGUACCUUGUAUUGGUUGGUGGGACCUGAGAUUUGUUAUUGUGUGGGCGGGCUGGCACUCAUUGGUCCCUAUAUUCUAUUGAGAAGAUCAUCAGCCUAAGGAAUGUUUUGUUAUCAAGAGUUUUCUCAAACCAUUUGUAAUACAUAUGCUGCUUCAACUUCCGUCUCAAAGACUUGUCUGUUCACUUGGGAACACAUUCCAAACGAGGCCGUAUCAAUCUAUGCGCAUCUGUUGACAAUAUUAUAUUUCUCUAUUUAUAUAUCCAAAUACAUCUACUUAUCCAUUCCAUCGUGCCUUUAGAACGAAAUACAGAAACGACCAUCCACCCAAAAUGUAUCAGCCUCGCCAUUGCCCAAAGACCAAGCCUGACCUUCUAGUGUCUUAUUUUCA